UUCUUUUUCAAAACUUUUCUUUCCGAACCCGCUUUUCGAAGGAUCAUCAUUCUCCUUGUUUCUGCUCUCUCUCUCUUUCCCGCGCUGUUUUACCCAAUCAAGUAAGCAGUACUUAAUUCUUCUUAAGAUGAAAAUUUUCCCUUGUUUCUUGAACCAACCUAUGGAGAUGGUUUCGCUAAACGUUUUAGGGACAAUCCAGUCUUCGGCAGCUUCGUCAGACUCUUUGAUAUAGACCUUGCAGAUUUAAGCCCAGCCAACGGAGCUCAUUUACCACAAACAUACACAAAAGUUCCUGCAUAAUUGCAGAAAUGGACCCUUCCAUGAUGAAGCUCCUUGAGGAAGAUGAGGAUGAGUCAAUGCAUUCGGAGGCAGAUUCGGAGGCGUUCACUGCUGCCUUAAAUAAGAAUAUUAAAGGAGACAGUUCAACAUCUCAGCCAUCAGAUUCUGGAAGUUGUUGCACCUUAAAUCAGUCUGCUCCAUGGCAAACUUCUGGCGAUGAUGAAAAUGCCGAUCAUCAGAGUCUUCAAAAUUCGCAGAACAUGCAGCAAAAGGAGGGAGAUUCAUCUGAUUUGGAACUAAAGCAGCAUGGUAUAGAUGCUCCUACUCAACAACACGAAGAUGAUUCCUCACAGGAGCUUAAUUCCCUUCGUUUGCAGCAUAUACAUGCCAAAGAUGCUUAUCAACUACCGAGGGCUGAACAAAACACACUUCACGCCUUUGAGGUGUUGAAUUUGAAGAGAUCUGAAAAGAAUCCUGAAAAUUUAGAUUCCCGGCAUCUAAACUUGCAGGGAUUGAGUAAUCAACAAUCUAUGCAGUCAUUUCCAACAGGGACUAGCGGUCAGCAAUUGAUGGCAGCAAAGACAAGUUAUCAACCAAAAUCUGCAACUGAUUUGAGUAGCCAACCAGCAAUCGAUGUAGUUAACCAGGGCAAACAAGUGCCUUUUUCCAUCCUUAUCCCUCACAUACAACGCCAACUCGACAAGACAGGGCGAUGCAUCUUCAGACUCUCUACCUAA
Molecule: messenger RNA, 1016 nt
Organism: Nicotiana attenuata
Lineage: Eukaryota; Viridiplantae; Streptophyta; Magnoliopsida; Solanales; Solanaceae
Product: transcription initiation factor TFIID subunit 4b-like
Exons: 4
Coding region: 309-1016 (235 amino acids)
Source: RefSeq, a predicted model, not a curated record